This is a messenger RNA of Rubroshorea leprosula, 842 nucleotides long. The record is from the annotation of a GenBank genome assembly. Lineage: Eukaryota; Viridiplantae; Streptophyta; Magnoliopsida; Malvales; Dipterocarpaceae.
ACAUCACCACUAACAAUUGCUUCCUUGCCCAUCGGUUAUGAAAUUCGACGGAACCAGCAAAUUUAGGUUCGAUGUAAUCCAGCAAAUAGAGAAAGGACGAGCUUCUCUUAUCCCCAAAUUAUCCGAAACUUCUCUCCUCCGGUACGGAGAGACUCCGAAAUGGCUCUCCCCUGCUUUAGUUCCCCUUCGAUUCUCACUUCUAUGUCCUUCCUUCUCAACAGCAACCUUGCCUGUGGUCACCUCUUCACUGUCAAGGUUGCAGAUUAAGCCAAUUGAUUUCCGUCUGAAAUCUUUCAAUGGGGUCAUUGUUCUUGCACCGUCCGUCUUCAAGAAAAGAUUUCCGACGACUGUGAAUGCAUCUUCUACAAUCAACGGAACGAGUCUCACUAAUGAUGGCGAACUGCCGCCAGAAACCGAGGAUGAAGCCGUGCCUGUUGACAAACUACCUUUGGAGUCAAAGAUGCAGCAGAGGCAGGCGCAGAAGCUAAGGAUGACGCUUGCCAAGAAAAUUAGGCUCUGCCGAAGGUAGCUUCUGCGUAAGCAGAAGAUGAGGAAGAAGGGCAGAUGGCCGCCAUCCAAAUGAAGAAGUUGAAGAAUGUCUGACGUUUGGCAGGUUUUAUGCUGACCCCUUUUUUUCGUAUUGUCAUCUUGAUUAGUCCAUGCAAGUUUCUACACAUUAUUUUGUUUAAUGUUGUUUGUUAAGAUGUAAUUCCUCUCUUCAAAUGUUUAAAGUAUCUCAGUAGAUAUGUUGAUUUUGAAUUGUUGUAUUGAAAUUGAAAAAACGUGGAUUGAGUUUCAUUUCUCUGCUCAUUUUUGUUUAAGCAUAAAGCCUAUGGUUAAUA